Molecule: messenger RNA, 2139 nt
Organism: Tripterygium wilfordii
Lineage: Eukaryota; Viridiplantae; Streptophyta; Magnoliopsida; Celastrales; Celastraceae
Exons: 9
Coding region: 314-1963 (549 amino acids)
Cellular component (GO): plasmodesma; plasma membrane
Source: RefSeq, a predicted model, not a curated record
GUGUUUUUAAUUCUUCCUCCCCGUUUUAUGCUAUCUUCUUCGCAAAUUCUCUAUAUCCUUCUCGUCGGGCGCCACUAUCUCUACCGGUGUGAUACUCUAUGGGAGUUUGUGGAAAUGUCCGUGUUUUUUGACGGUUCAUUCACGUUAAAACCAGAGUCAAAUCCUGUCUAAUGUCAAGACUAAAAAUGGCAUGGAAAUUGACUGGGUGUUUUCUUCGUCUUCUCCGUCACUUUGACGGCAUCAACGUCUAUAUAAGCACUCAUAUUUAAUUUAUUAUUAGCAUCUGAAUUCUCAGAGUCAGUAUCCUGCAAGAAUGAACACCCAUAUCAGAUUGCAGUCAUUGCUUCUCCUAUCGAUUCUUCUCCUCGUUGUUUCAACGUUUUCAGUCUCAAGUGGGUUUCCUCAAAGACCCCAUCUUCGAGGGAGGACCGUCGAGGCUGAGUAUGGUGUGGUUUCGUUGGAAAUUAGGUCUGUUCUUGAGGAAAAUAAUGCUGGUGAAAACAAUCAUAUGGCAUUAGCUACAAGUAGAACACACAGGAAAGAUCCUCUGGAUGGUUUGAACCAUUACAAGGGUGGAUGGAACAUCGGCGAUAAACAUUACUUGUCUUCUGUUUUGUUCACUGGUGCUCCAUUGUUCUUCAUUGCGGCAGUUUGGCUUCUUGGAUUUGGUCUAUUCUUGUUUGCCGUCUGUCUCCAUCAUUGUUGCUGUCUCCGCCAGCCUUAUGGCUAUUCUGAAAUUGUUUAUGCCCUUUCUCUCAUCUCCCUCGUAUUUUUCACUGUUGCCGCCAUCGUCGGGUGCAUUGUGCUCUUUGCUGGACAGGGAGCUUUUUACAGUAGCACAAAGGAUACAUUGGACUAUGUUGUAUGGCAGGCCGAUAACACGGCCAUGAAUCUCACAACCAUAUCGAGUUACCUAGAUGAAGCUAAGAAUAUCAGGGUGGACCAAUAUUCUCUUCUGGCUGAAGUACAAAACAAUAUCAACAAAGUUCAGAAAAAGAUAAAUAAUGCUGCUAGCACUCUUAAUGAAAAGACGGCAGAAAAUUCGAGAGAGAUACGGAGAGCUUUAAAUAUCGUAAGAGUGGCUCUAAUUGUACUUUCUUCUGUGAUGCUUCUCUUGGCUUUUGCUGGUUUCUUGUUAUCGAUUUUCGGCAUGCAAUGUCUUGUGUACACAUUUGUGAUCAUAGGAUGGAUCCUCGUAACGAUCACAUUUAUCCUGUCUGGCGUAUUUCUCGUUCUCCAUAAUGUGACUGAAGAUACGUGUGUUGCGAUGGAUGAAUGGGUUCGACACCCUAUGGCCCAUACAGCUUUAGAUGACAUCCUCCCUUGCGUGGAUAAUGCAACUGCCCAGGAGACCUUGGCACAGAGCCAAAACGUUACCAUCCAGUUGGUUAGCUUUGUUAACACAUUGAUCAAUGUAUCCAAUGCAGACUUACAACCUGGUUUUCCCCUCUAUCACAAUCAAUCCGGGCCUCCGGUUCCUUUUCUCUGCAAUCCGUUCAAUCCUGAUAGAACCAAUCGGAAUUGCACUGCCAAUGAAGUGAAUUUCACCAAUGCUGCACAGGAAUGGAUGAAUUACGUCUGUCAAGUUUCAGACAACAGUAGCGUUUGCAUUACCGAGGGACGAUUGAUUCCUAAAUACUACAACGCCAUGACUGCUGCUGCAAAUGUAAGUUAUGCAUUAUAUCAAUAUUCACCAUUCCUUGUUGGCUUGGGAGAUUGCUCGUUUGUCCGGAAAACUUUCAGUGACAUCAAUGCGGACCACUGUCCUGACCUAAAGAGCAAGAGUAAGUUGAUCUACAUUGGCCUGGUCAUGGUUUCAGCUGCAGUUAUGCUGUCUUUGAUCUCUUGGGUAUUCUACACAAGAGAGAGACGUCACAGGGUAUAUCACAGACAGUUCAUAGCCAUAUCUGAUCAACAUUCAAUAGAAUCACAGCAGAAAAGGGAUGCUGAACGUCAGAGCUGAUAAUACUCCAUUCAGAUAUUAUUGUUGUACUGAGUUCCUAUAGAAAAAAAAAAUUGAUACAUAGAUAUCCAUUGAAUAACACAAUUGUAGUACAAACAGUAAUUUUUUCACAUUCUAGGCUAAUUGCAUGAUGACUAGUUUAACAUAUAGGCGUUCAUGUUAGAUUUCUCUCUCAA